This is a messenger RNA of Acanthaster planci (crown-of-thorns starfish), 3664 nucleotides long. It is a transcript of the gene eif2b5, whose product is annotated as eukaryotic translation initiation factor 2B subunit epsilon. The record is from RefSeq and is a predicted model, not a curated record. Lineage: Eukaryota; Metazoa; Echinodermata; Asteroidea; Valvatida; Acanthasteridae. Gene Ontology annotation, cellular component: eukaryotic translation initiation factor 2B complex. Gene Ontology annotation, biological process: biosynthetic process. Gene Ontology annotation, molecular function: translation initiation factor activity; translation initiation factor binding; guanyl-nucleotide exchange factor activity.
GCAAAUGGGAUAUCCUUACCAGCAAAGAAAGAGACACAAACCCAUAUGGCACUGUGGACGAAACGUGCGGGAAAGUUGUCAUCGGAAUGGCUGCAAAUACGAAGAGGAAUAAGGGGAGGGGGGACAGCAUAUUGCAGCAAGAAGACAUUCUGCAAGCAGUGGUGUUAGCAGACAGUUUCAAUGUGCGGUUUGCACCAAUAACAGCAGAGAGACCACGGGCUUUGUUCCCACUGGUCAACUGUCCACUGCUUGACUACACAUUGGAGUUUUUAGCCAGUGCUGGAAUCCAGGAGAUAUUUGUCUUCUGCUGUUCUCAUGCCGACCAGCUAAAAAACCACAUUCAGGCCUCCAAGUGGAGCCAGCCGAAUUCCCCCUGCAUUGUCAAGCCGAUAGCCUCUGAAGGCUGCCACUCGGUCGGCGACGCCCUGAGGGAGGUUGAGCGCAAGUCCAUGAUCAGAUCCCACUUUGUUCUCGUCAGCGGGGACCUGCUAUCCAACAUGCUGCUCAAAGACUUGAUAGAACAGCACAAGGCCCGCUUCAAGACAGACAAGUCAGCUGUGAUAACGUUAGUCUUCAAGCAAGCUUUCCCCGGUCACCGGACCCGCAGUGUGGAAGAUGACAUUGUGGUUGGCACGGACUCCACACACCGGAUACUCAGCUACCAGAAAAUGCGGGGCCGGACCAAAGCAAGGUUUCCACUGAAUUUAUUUGAAGAGAACAAAGAGCUUAGCCUGCGGUAUGAUCUCAUGCACAGUCACAUUAGCAUCUGCUCACCGCGGGUCACCGAGCUCUUUGUGGACAACUUUGACUACCAGAACAUGUCGGAUCUCAUCCGGGGAACACUCAUCAAUGAGGAGAUUGAAGGCAACAAACUGUACAUGCAUGUUAUUGAGGAAGAGUACGCUGCUAGGGUCACAGAUCUUCCAAUGUACGAUUCCAUUAGCAAGGAUGUAAUAAGGAGGUGGGUGCAUCCCUUGGUACCGGACACUCUAACUUCUGAAGGUGAAGGCUACAAACUGGGCAGGCACAAUGUAUAUCUAGCAAGCAACGUCACACUGGAAAGGGGUAGUGUUCUCCAGGAAGAUGUCAUUGUUGGUCAGGGCACAAGCAUAGGCACCAACACCGUUAUAUCACAGUCUGUCAUUGGGAAAAACUGUGCAAUAGGUGAAAACGUCAUUUUAGACAAUACCUACGUGUGGGACAACGUCAGAAUCGAGUCCAACUGCAAACUCAGCAUGGCUAUCUUGUGUGACAGGGUGUGUCUGAGGGAUUCAGUCGUCGUGCAGCCGGGGUGUGUGCUGUCCUUUGGGGUUAAAGUUGGUCCCGGCAUCACCCUCCCACCCGGCACCCUACUCACGACAGCACCCCCGGCCCACGAUGAAUCGGACCAAGAAGACAUGGCUGAGGAUGGGGCCGCAGGCCACGCCACUAGACAGCAGAGGAAGGUUCCAGUGGACAGGGACGUGGUAGGGGAGGAAGGGGAAGGCUACGAGUGGCGACCUGCACUUGAUGAGGAGGAGGACGACGGACUGAGACAACAGCUGUUGGGUUUGAAUAUCUCAGUGGAAGAGGGGAAGGAGUCGAGUAGCUCGGAGGGAUCUGGCGAUGAAGAGCAAGAUGAGUUUGUGUCCAUCUCACCUCCACCAGAUGACACGAAAUUGUUCUACAAUGAAGUGGUGGACAGCAUGCAACGGACCCUGGAGGAGAACAUCAAGCUGGAGAACCUGAUCCUAGAGAUCAACUCCUCCAAGUAUGCCUACAACGUGUCCAUGCGGGAGCUGGUGCAGCUGGUGGUGAAGGCCGUACUGGAGAUGCCCCACUUGAAGUCGGCCGAGCCCCUGCCGGCCGCGCAGCUGGUGCCCAGACUCACAAAGCUUGUGAAUAAGCUUCUGCCUGUACUCCAGAACUACAUCAAGAAUGCAGAAUCACAACUAGAUUGCCUGAAUUCAUUGGAGGACUAUUGUCUCACCAGCAAAGCAACAACUGCCGCCCUUCCCAAGUUACUGCUGCAGUUCUACGAGGCAGAUGUGCUCAGCGAAGAAGCCAUACUCCAUUGGUACAGCAACACACCGUCGUCAGAUGACGCCGUCGCGAGUGCCAGCAGAAAGCAAAUCCGAACUCAGGUCCAGCCGUUCAUCAAGUGGCUGCAGGAAGCGGAAGAGGAGAGUGACAGCAGUGAGGAAGAUUAGUUAUCACGGCACCAGCUAGGUCCCCACGGAAACCAGUUUCCAUGGCAACCGAUCUUCCUCACUGCACAAGACUCCAUGCACGGGCAACUGCCACAUAUCAGCUUGUCACCAUGGCAACCAGUUUCGAAGGCAACUUUUCUGCACUGAUCAAAGACCCCAGGACUGGUUUUUUGUUAAAUGACAAAGUGCUGCGUACCAGCUAAUCACCACGUCAACCAGUUUCCAUGGCAUCUCUUCUUUAUCACACGUUCCCAGAGUCUGGGAAUUUUUUCCAAUUAAAUACAGGCAUAUGAAAUGCAGCAAUUUUUGACAGUGGGCAAAAACAAAGACAGCAGAAUUCAUGUGUUCCUGAGCAAGAUUGCUUACUCCAAUGGUCUUACUCACCCACGAGCCCCUGGUGAUCACUUUUCUUACCCCACCUCUCUGUGUUGCCAGUGGGACAGGAUACUAGCAUAAGAAUCAACAGACUUCAUGUGUUCCUGAGCAAGAUUGCUUACUCCAAUGGUCUUACUCACCCACGAGCCCAGGUGAUCACGUUUCUUGCCUCACUUCUCUCUGUGUUGCCAGUGGGACAGGAUACUAGCAUAAGAAUCAACAGACUUCAUUUGAUGUUGAGAUCUCCGAGGACUAUUGUAGAGCUAUAAAGUGGAUUGACCAAGGGCUUCGGCCCAUACACAUGUGCAGGGGCUUCUUAAAGUAAGUUUAGCGCACUUCUGGCCUUGUGGGAUGACUGUUUGCAUUGUUUUUGUUUGAAAUAUACCUCAGUCCAAAAGAAUCUACAGGACAUAUAAAUACCAAUGCCAAUAAAAGUUAGGUUGGAAUGAUCCAUGAAAUGUUGUUUUCACAACUCUUCAUUUUUGAAGGGAACACGACAAAUACCACUCUGCCAUCGCGCAUCAGAUGGCAGCCUUGGGCAAGUUAUCGAUUCUUCUGAACCAAAUGGAAAUAACAAAAAGAUGCAGUUCUUGGUUAAAGUAAACUCCAUGAAGACACUGGGGCAAGGACCGACACAGCGGCAUUCAUUUCAAAGAGUUUCAGUUUGUUUUUGUCCCCGGUGACGUGAUUGUCCCCAAGUUUCACAGCUGGUACAAUAAAUAGAUAAGAAAAAUAAUAACACUUGUAAAUAAGAACUCCUCCUUGUUCCCUUUGACAACUGUCAACACCUCUCACCAACAUGAUCAGCACCUGUCUGGAUUUCUUAACUUCCUUACUGUCAUAAUGAUCGCCCUAAUUAUACAUGCACACUACACAGAGGGUAUUAAACACUUAACAGUGUAUUGAUUGACACCACAUAUACACCGCAUGGCAUCAAACGGAGCACUAAGUUUGGUUUUUACUUACUGGACAAGUACUGUCUUGGAACCAUACACAAGAGUAACAAAGGUUUAACUUUGCCUCUGGAGCCACUUCAGCGAUUCGAAACACAGACAGCCUACUCCACUGGCAGUGCCAAAAAUCAUUGUCUGCAUUCACUU